Messenger RNA from Megalops cyprinoides (Indo-Pacific tarpon), 999 nucleotides. Its product is annotated as olfactory receptor 1-like. Gene Ontology annotation, molecular function: G protein-coupled receptor activity; olfactory receptor activity. Gene Ontology annotation, cellular component: membrane. Gene Ontology annotation, biological process: G protein-coupled receptor signaling pathway. Lineage: Eukaryota; Metazoa; Chordata; Actinopteri; Elopiformes; Megalopidae. The coding region runs from base 1 to 999 and encodes 332 amino acids. The record is from RefSeq and is a predicted model, not a curated record. The transcript has a single exon.
AUGGAGAACUCUUCACAGGUCACAUUCUUCAUACUGAGUGCAUAUGAUAAAAUUGGACAAAUUAAGUACUUUUAUUUUAGCAUUGUAAUGUUAUUAUAUGUUUUCAUUAUUGUUGCCAACUCACUGCUUAUUAUAGUGAUCUUUGCUGACAGAAAUCUUCAUGAACCGAUGUAUUUGUUUUUGUGUAAUUUAUCUGUAAAUGGAUUGUAUGGAAGUACUGCCUUGUAUCCUUCUCUGUUAGUGAACAUGCUGUCAGAUAUCCAUGAAAUUCCCAGGGCUUUUUGUAUUAUACAAAUUUUUUGUCUGUACACAUAUGGUUCAAUAGAAUUUUCGAACUUAGCUUUGAUGUCUUAUGAUAGAUAUGUGUCCAUCUGUUAUCCUUUGGAGUACCACACCAUUAUGACUCAAGGCAAUGUGUAUAUAUGUAUUACCUGUGUCUGGCUGUUUUCUAUCUGUAAAUUCACAGUAACUCUCAUAUUAAGUGUCCGGUUAAAACUGUGUGACAAUGUUAUAGACAAGGUGUACUGUGAUAACUAUUUAAUGGUCAAGCUUGCCUGCUCUGACACUACUCUUAAUAAUGCUUAUGGGAUGACCAACAUGUUUGUGUCGGUAGCCCUACCAGUUGUUCUCAUAUUUUAUUCUUACUCAAAAGUUAUGAAAAUCUGCUUGAGGUCCUCCAGAGAAUCUCAGAUAAAAGCAUUAAACACAUGCAUGCCACAUUUAGUGUCAUUGCUAAAUUUCUCUUUUGGCUCCUUUUUUGAACUUGUCCAAACCAGAUUUGAUAUGACGCAUGUCCCAUCGGUAGUCCGGUCAAUAUUGUCAGUGUACUUCAUACUAUUUCCUCCUCUUCUGAAUCCAAUUAUUUAUGGAAUAAAGACAGAAAAAAUAAGGAAAGCAUUUAAAAAACUGCAGCUGAGUCUACAGAUCCCUGUUGCUUUUAGAAAAUCUAAGGAGACACUGGACUCAGUUACACAGGUGUCACAUAAAGCUGAAAGUUGA